AUGUCUAAGCAAUUCAAGCAUACAACCCAGGAGAGAAGAUCUUCCAUAAUUUACUCGAACAAUAAUGGUAAAGGCGGUCUUUUCUCUCCUCAAGAUUAUAUUUCGGGAGACAAGACUCAAGCAUUUAUAGACGACGAUAUUAGCGAAGAUUCAGAGGAUUCUCUUUUCGCAACCAAUAAUUCUCGUACUUUACAACACGAAUAUGGUUCUACAGGCCGAACGGGAAGCAGUGAUAGUAGUGAGAUUCAUUCCGCCUUACCGAAAAAUCUAAUACGAGAAGAACGGGAUCUAUUGAUGGACAAUAAGCUGUACAAUUCUAAUCAUGCUCUUCAUAAUCAUGCUGCAUAUUCAACAAAUGAUCCAAACUCUUCCUUUGCACCAACAUCAUCAAUCGAGGAUCAAGAAGUGAUUGAAACUUGGGAGGAUGCAAUUGAAUCAGGGAAAGACAUAAAUACCACAUUUAAGAGAGAGGCCAUAGUGAUAACAUCUAAUGCAUCACCUCUUGUACUGACUUUCAUUUUACAAAACUCUUUAUCUUUAGCAUCAAUUUUUUCCGUUUCACAUUUGGGAAGCAAUGAAUUAGGAGCUGUUACCCUAGGAUCUAUGACAGCGAGUAUCACUGGGUUUGCUGCCAUCCAAGGGCUCUGUACUUGUUUAGACACACUUUGUGCCCAAGCUUACGGUGGUAACCACUAUCACUUAGUUGGUGUGUUGUUUCAAAGAUGUGCAAUUAUCACGAUCAUUCUUUCUCUACCUGUUCUCUUCACAUGGUGGCAAUGGUCUGAACAGAUACUUGCAUUAUUCAUUCCAGAAAGAGAACUAUGUGCCUUAGCUGCAAAAUAUCUUCAAAUUGUUUCUCUGGGGAUUCCAGCCUUUAUCCUAUUUGAAUGUGGUAAAAGAUUCUUACAGUGUCAAGGAAUCUUCCACGCUUCCAGUAUUGUCCUUCUCGUUUGUGCUCCCCUUAAUGCAUUGAUGAACUAUGUUUUAGUGUGGGAUAAAAAUAUUGGAAUAGGAUAUCUUGGUGCACCUAUUAGUGUAGUAUUGAAUUAUUGGUUAAUGGCUCUUGGGUUGUUUGCUUACACUUUAUACACGAAAAAUGAAAAAAAUCCCAUGAAAUGUUGGAAUGGAUUUAUCAAACCGCAUCAAAUUUUGAAGAAUUCACGAAAGAUGUUCAACUUAGCACUGCCUGGUAUUAUCAUGGUUGAAGCUGAGUUUUUGGGUUUUGAAAUUUUGACUAUUUUCGCAUCUCAUUUAGGUACCCAUGAAUUAGCCGCUCAAUCAAUUAUUUCGACUAUCGCUUCUCUUGCCUAUCAAGUCCCCUUUUCAAUUUCAAUUUCGACAUCGACUAGAGUUGCAAACUUCAUUGGUGCGUCCUUGUAUCGAAGCUGCGUAAUUACUUGCAAAGUGUCAUUAUUACUAUCGUUUAUUAUUAGUUCGUUGAAUAUGGCAAUGAUUUACAAAGCUAGAUACCUAAUAGCAAGGCUUUUUUCCUCAGAACCCGAUGUUGUCAGAUUGGUUUCUAGUUCGUUACCAAUCUUGGCCUUCAUGCAAAUUUUUGAUGCAUUUAAUGCUUCAACUGCAGGUUGUUUGAGAGGCCAAGGCCAACAAAAGAUAGGAGGAUACAUCAACGUUUUUGCAUUUUACUGCAUAGGUAUCCCAGUAUCAUAUUUGCUAACAUUUCAUUACGGAUUUGGUGUUAGUGGAUUAUGGUGGGGUAUCACUUCUGGUUUAGUUUUCAUGAGCAUUUUCCAAAGCUAUGCUGUAUUUCAUUGUAAUUGGAAUGAUAUUAUCCGUGCAGCAAAGUCUAGAAAUAGCGAAGGUGCCAUGGUAUAA
Molecule: messenger RNA, 1833 nt
Organism: Kluyveromyces lactis
Lineage: Eukaryota; Fungi; Ascomycota; Saccharomycetes; Saccharomycetales; Saccharomycetaceae
Product: MATE family efflux transporter
Exons: 1
Coding region: 1-1833 (610 amino acids)
Biological process (GO): xenobiotic detoxification by transmembrane export across the plasma membrane
Cellular component (GO): membrane
Molecular function (GO): antiporter activity; xenobiotic transmembrane transporter activity
Source: RefSeq, a predicted model, not a curated record